Messenger RNA from Suillus bovinus, 935 nucleotides. RefSeq lists its product as uncharacterized. Lineage: Eukaryota; Fungi; Basidiomycota; Agaricomycetes; Boletales; Suillaceae. The record is from RefSeq and is a predicted model, not a curated record. The transcript has 3 exons. The coding region runs from base 123 to 689 and encodes 188 amino acids.
CUCACGGCAGUCGGCAGGACAUAUUCAAAUAUGGAAGGUUGUCCUGCCGAUGGGCUGAUACCUAAGUACUGCGGCUCACAUCCCAGACAACGACAAGCGCAUCUUUCUUGUUAAAAAACGCGAUGAAGAGCCCUAUACUAGCUAUCAUCGCCUUGUGGGCAUCGUGGGUGCAUGCUCAGACAUUGACUACCACCAAUAUCGCUGGUGCUACAGUUGUGGAAGUUGUUACAACAAACCCCGUUAACGGUCUUGCUACAACACAAACACUUAGGCAGACCAUUACUACGAAUACCCUCUCAACUACUACUAGCACUACUACUCCUGGGACACUCCAAACCAUAGCGACUACUUCCACCACACCGAAUCAAGGUCCUGUAGGACAACCCGGAACAACAGUUCUAACACCAGGGGGACCUACCCCAUAUACUUACACCACAACGAAUGCAGCUGGCUCUACAGUCGCCGUGCUAGCAACCUUUACACCUACAGGACCUGCCACUGUAUUACCAACCCCAUCAACCACCGGCACAAUCCUCAACUACUCAUCGUAUCUGGCUUCAGUCGGUACGAGCGCGGCAGCAACAUCUAGUGCAACCCGCCGGGUAUUCUCAGUCUCCAGCGGUUGGUAUGGACUGGUAGCAAGCACGAUGCUGGGCAUCGGCGGUGGUGCAUACUUCAUAAUAUUAUAAGGCGCACGUUUUAUACCUAUGUGAGUCGAAGGACAACCGAUAGGACAGUCGAGUAGAUGGACUCUUGAUGUGUGAUUGGGCACAUCGCUGUGUCGCCCUACAUAGACACUCGUUACAUGUUAUCUCUGGUUACUUUAGUUACCCUGGAGUCUGUUGUCCCCUUCGUCUGUCGACAACAGUACUUAUUUAGCUUGAUACCAUUGUUUGGACCCUUGAAAUGUCAAAUGAAAACUUUGUCUAGUAGUA